Molecule: messenger RNA, 1528 nt
Organism: Perca flavescens (yellow perch)
Lineage: Eukaryota; Metazoa; Chordata; Actinopteri; Perciformes; Percidae
Gene: rnf13
Product: ring finger protein 13
Exons: 10
Coding region: 342-1490 (382 amino acids)
Molecular function (GO): zinc ion binding
Source: RefSeq, a predicted model, not a curated record
AAUGCGGCGGAAGUUGGCCGUUAGCGGAGCGGAGGGGAUUAAACUGUAACGUUUAUUCUCUGACCAACCGUUCAAACGGGAUGAAGUCCAUCCAAAAUCUUCACUGUUGAAUAUGUUCCUUGACACGACGCACAGCGAAGGACAGCGAUGUCACUGCCAUCAGCUAAAUUCCUGGACAAGAUUAACCUCCAGACAGAACUAAAGGUGUGACGACAACAGACGGUGUAUAGCGGGGUGCGAGGUCACCUGUCUGUGUGUGUGUGUGUGUGUGUGUGUGUGUGUGUGUGUGUUUGUUUAUGAGUGAGUGGUAUAGCAGCUGGAGGUUGUAACGUGAUACCAAGAUGCUGCUGUCCCUGGGAAUGCUGAUGCUGUCGGCCACGCAGAUUUACACCAUCUUCACUGUUCAGCUUUUUGCCUUUCUCAACCUGCUGCCCGUGGAGGCCGACAUUGCAGCUUACUCAUUUGACAACAAAACGGAGAACUUUGAGGACCUGCCUGCACGGUUUGGCUAUCGGCUACCCAGUAAUGGACUAAAGGGCUUCCUGAUUGGGGCACGACCAGAAAAUGCGUGCGAGCCCAUCGAGCCCCCUCCGAGGGACAACUUGACUGGCGCCUUCAUCGUCCUCAUCAAGCGCUUCGACUGCAACUUUGACAUCAAGGUCCUCAAUGCCCAGAAAGCCGGGUACAAGGCAGCCAUUGUUCACAACGUGGACUCCGAUGACUUAAUCAGCAUGGGAUCCAAUGAUCUGGAUGUCAUGAAGCAGAUAGAUAUUCCCUCUAUGUUUGUGAGCGAGGUGACUGCCACCUCUCUGAAAGAAGACUUCACGUAUGACAAAGGGGGACAUGUGGUCCUCAUGCCAGACUUCAGCCUGCCGCUGGAAUAUUACCUGAUCCCCUUUCUCAUCAUUGUGGGAAUCUGCCUCAUCCUCAUCGUUGUUUUUAUGAUCACCAAGUUUGUCCAGGAUCGACACCGGGCUCGGAGGAGCCGCCUGCGCAAAGAUCAGCUAAAGAAACUUCCCAUCCACAAGUACAAGAAAGGGGACAACUAUGAUGUGUGCGCCAUCUGCCUGGACGAAUAUGAAGAAGGUGAUAAACUCCGAGUCCUGCCAUGUUCUCAUGCCUACCACAGUAAGUGUGUGGACCCCUGGCUGACCAAAACUAAGAAGACAUGUCCGGUGUGCAAGCAGAAAGUGGUCCCCUCGCACGGUGACUCUGACUCCGACUCAGAGGAGGGGGAGAGCGGCCCUGAAGAGAACGAGGAGGUGUCGGAGAGCACCCCUCUGCUGCGCUCGCUGGCCUCCACCAGCGCACACUCCUUCGGCACCAUGUCAGGAGCGUCGCGCUCCGAGCAGGACCAGGAGUCCUCGGACUACGAGGACGACGAGCUGGACAGCAGCGACAGCGAGGAAGAGGUCACCGUAGAGACUGUGGUGGUGCAGAUGCAGCAGCCCUGCUCUGAAGGCCACGAGCACGACCUGCCCCGAGCUUGACCGAUUGUUGGCUGGGCAAGCACCCCCCCUCCCUCCCU